CGGUCACGUGACAACACCAUUUUAACCACAUUUAAACUCUUUCCUCGGUUCAGUGUUGUAUUUAAAAAUACAGCUAUUUAAAUAUUUAAAUAUUACAUUACGCAUUUAUAUUAUUUUACGAACAAAUCUAAAUUAAUUAAAAUAGCGACACGAUUGAGAUCGAUUUUGCGCCGUGAUUACGCAGUGACGUCAUCGCGCAGUGACGUCACAACGUCCUUAAGCAACUUUUAGCAACAAAUCGACCUUCCGCUGACGCUGCGAGACUUUCCAACGGUUUUUCUGACGCGAUCCCGCGGCGGUUUGAGGGAAACUCUGUGACCGAUGGAGGGUGAAGCCUGUGGGAGGAGCAGGAGGAGGUGUUGGGUUCCACCUCCUCCCCUGAGCUCCUCUCUCUCUCUCAUUGUGUUCCCGCGCCGCGUCAGAUUCUCCGCGCCGCGCCGCUCCGCGAGUCAUGGCCGAGAUGGAAGCGGAGCGACCGGAGAACAAGCGCAGCAGAAAACCCGCUCAUCCCGUGAAGAGAGACGUGAGAGACGAGAUGAAGAGCUUUGCUGAAAACACCAUGAAUGAGUUGCUGGGCUGGUACGGCUACGAUAAAGUGGAUCUGCAGGACUCAGACGCCGCUGACGGCCGAAACCGCGUCAGACACAACCAUAUAUCUGUUCUUAAAGAGAACUCAGUGCCAAAGCCACAGGAGCGGAAGCUGCCUUCAUCAUCAUCAUCAUCAUCUUCCUCGGAGCCCGUCAGAAACGGCGAGAAGGAGCCGGCGUCUCCGUCUUCAUCCUCGUACUCCUCGUCCUCGCCGCUCAGCAUGAACGUCAUCGUGCCGCUCAUCAAACCCUCUGCUGCGGAGGACGUGCAGAGCGUGCCGAUCGUGUGCGUCUGGUGUCAGAAGGAGGGCAUGAAGCGUUAUUCUCUGCUCAUGGGCUCCGAGUUCAAGAGCUUCUGCAGCGAGAAGUGUUUCGCCGCGUGUCGGCGAUACUUCAAACGCAACAAGGCUCGAGAUGAGGAUCGUCAUGGCGACCAGUCUCCGCCCCCUGGCCAGACGCUGGACACGCCCUCAAGACUUCUGCUGAAGAUGAACAACACGCGUGUGUGUGAUUGGUGUAAACACGCACGUCACACUAAAGAAUACCUGGACUUCGGUUCGGGCGAAGAGCGCCUGCAGUUCUGCAGCAGCAAAUGCCUAAACCAGUACAAGAUGGACGUGUUUUACCGGGAAGCUCGUGCCGCCCUUGCCGGCUCCGGCUCCGCCCACAGAGACGAGGAGCCCCGCCCUAAAACGGCUGUCGCGGAAAACCAGAAACUCUUGACGCCGGAGGCCUGGGACAGACCGACGAAAACCCACUCGCCCCAAACGCCCGUCUCAGCGAGGAUUCAGACCAGCGCCCCGCCCUCUUCUCCGGAGAAGCCACGCCCACCACAUAUGCCCCUCCCCUUUGUCCACGCCCAGGUCCUUCGAAGCCGCCCUCACCCACCCCGCCCCCUCAGCCCCAUCCAGAGGGCUUCCUUUGCUCCGCCUCCUCUCCUCCAGCCUUGCCCCGCCCCUUACAUGUCCCUCCCCCCCACGUACCCGCCCCAUUUGGCCCCACCCUGGCCACAGCCAAUGAUAUUAUCACCCUACCCAGUUUUCGUUCCAAUUCCAGUGCCGAUUCCCAUUCCCAUCCCUAUUCCUUCUCAAACAGUCCACAGAGGAGUCAUUCGAAGCCUUCAGGAGCAGGAAGACGAGCGCACGCCCGAUCCGGGUCACUCGGAGGACACCAACGAGACAGUAAAGAGCGAACGAUGCGCUUCUCCUCUCUCUUCGGAGCGACAGGUGAUUCAGUGUCUCCGAAAACACAAAGAGGAAACUCCAACGCACAGAGCACUUUAUGCAUCCGUCACUCCCAGAAUCGUCAGUCCCGCCUCUUUGUACUCACUGGCUCGUUCGACCGCCAUACAAGCCGCCUCGUUUUCAUUGGACAGCUCUGACUCCGCCCUGAUUCCGUCUCCUCCCUCCGAUUGCGAAGAUGUGAAGGAGAACAGCUACUUGGGUGGGCGGGACGACGGCUCGACCAAUCGCUGGGCGGCAGAGCAGACGGACUGCCGGAGCGACCAAUCGAAAGAGAGCAGGGGGGAGGAGGAAGCGCCGCAGGAUGUAGAGCACACCUGUGCACGGUCCGUUCCGCCAAAACUACGCGAGAAAAACACGCUGAUGGCUGCACAAACGCAUUUACACACGCAGACACAAAGCUGGGAGAAAAACACAGAUCUGGGUUCUGAGCCGAGCGGACGGGACGAUCCAGAGCCCCCCGUGAAGAGACGAUGCUUGAGAAUCAGAGACCAGAACAAAUGAGGCCCGGGUGAGUCCACACACACACACACACACACAC
Molecule: messenger RNA, 2369 nt
Organism: Onychostoma macrolepis
Lineage: Eukaryota; Metazoa; Chordata; Actinopteri; Cypriniformes; Cyprinidae
Gene: sobpb
Product: sine oculis binding protein homolog (Drosophila) b
Biological process (GO): animal organ development
Cellular component (GO): nucleus
Source: RefSeq, a predicted model, not a curated record